AUGGCAUCUCGUAGAAAUACUAGUGUAUUGUGGUACCAUUUUGAAAAAAUUGAUAGUAUGAAAGCAAAGUGUAAUGUGUGCAACCAGCAGAUAAAGUAUAGUUCAACAACCGCCAAUUUAAAGAGCCAUUUAAAAAGAAAGCAUAUUUCCAUAUAUGCUUCGUUGCAAGAAACUGAGGCAGGAAGUUCACAGCAGACUCGUAUUUCACAGUAUAUAAGUAAUUCCGGAGAGGCUAUACCAAGUUCUAGUAGUGCUCAACAACAACCUACAAGUGUGCGUCAGAGGGUAUUGGAGACUUUUAUGACUAAAAAAAUUAGCAGCGAACAAAAAAAAAUGAUUGACCAAGAUUUGAUGGAUAUGUUCAUUGAUAGUUUCCAUGCAUUUUCAUUAGUUGAAGAAAGAGCGUUUAAAAAGUUGAUGCGGUGGAUACCAGGAUAUGUUCUUCCAUCUAGAAAGACUGUUUCAGGAUCCAUGCUCGAGGAGCAAUACAACAAGGCAGUUGAAAAUACAAGAGCAGAAGUUUUAGCUGAAGCACAAACUAUUUGCAUAACAUUAGAUGUUUGGACUUCUAGGGUUACUGAAGCAUAUGUGGCAGUUACAGGCCACUAUAUUACAGACAAUUAUAACUUAAAAACUGUUCUUCUCGGAUGCUGUCAAUUUGAAGGAGCGCAUACAUCAGAAAAUCUAGCAAUAGAAAUUCAAACAAUCCUUGACAAUUGGAAAUUGCAUGCCAAUAACAUGAAAAAAGCCAUUAAAGACAUUUUAAAAAUAAAACAUUAUGGAUGUUUUGCACACACUAUUAAUUUAAUAGUAAAUGAUGGCCUCAAGUUGAUUAAGAGUGAGAUCGAUAUAAUAAAGAAAAUUGUUGGCCACUUCCGGAGGAGUGUCACUGCAUGUGAAAAACUGCAGAAAUACCAAAUGCAGCAAUAUGGACACACAAAAAAAUUGAUUCAAGAUGUCGAAACAAGGUGGAACUCCACCUUUUACAUGGUGAAACGAUUUGUCGAGGUUGAAGAGUCAAUAAGGAUGACAAUGAGUGUUUUAGAUGCAAAUCUACCAUCAUUGACUUCUGAAAUGUGGAAAAUGUUGCCACAACUAUGCUUAAUUUUAAAACCAUUCGAAGAUAUUACCACCACUGUAAGUGGUGAAAAUUACCUGACAGGAAGCCUGGUAAUAGUGUUAGUAAGAUGUUUGAAUGAGUCAUGCAACAAAUUAUUGGCACGAAAUGACCUGUUGCCAAUAAUUAGAAGAAUCACUGAAAUUUUUAAAUCAGGAAUUAAUGACAGAUUUCCAAAUGUCGAGAGGAGCAAGACAUUUGGAAUCUGUACAUUAUUAGAUCCUAGGUUCAAAAUGAAGGGUUUCUCAAACAUAGAAGAUGCAAAAAUUAUUAAAGAAGAUCUUAAGCAAAAAGUAGCAAAAAUCAUUGAAGAACGAAGACUUUUAGAGAAUGUUGUUCCCAUGCCAUCAACGUCCAUGGAAGAUAUUGAUGAGUAUAACCCAUGGACUAUUUUAAAUAACCUAGUAGGAGCAUCACUGCAUCAAUCGACUCCACUAUGUGCUGCUAUAAAGGAAAUUGAUAUAUAUCUCGCUGAUGAUAGCUUGCCUAUGAAAUCUGCAGAAGGCUAUAUGGAAUAUCAUGUCAUAUAA
Messenger RNA from Ctenocephalides felis (cat flea), 1647 nucleotides. RefSeq names its product zinc finger BED domain-containing protein 4-like. Lineage: Eukaryota; Metazoa; Arthropoda; Insecta; Siphonaptera; Pulicidae. The record is from RefSeq and is a predicted model, not a curated record. Gene Ontology annotation, molecular function: DNA binding. Bases 1 to 1647 code for a protein of 548 amino acids. The transcript is spliced from 2 exons.